GGGACCGAGGCCUGGGAGCCUCGCAGCCUCCGCUCAGCCCAGAGUCUGCAGGUCGUAGCCGCGCUGAAGCGCCCUGCUGAGGAUAUGAAGUUUGAGGAUGUGGCUAUUGCCUUCUCCCAGGAGGAGUGGGGGCUCCUUGAUGAGGCUCAGAGACUUCUGUACUGCGAUGUGAUGUGGGAAAUCUUCGCCCUUAUAACAUCUGUUGGUUGUUUCCAUAAAAUGGAAGACGAUGAGGACCCUUCUGAGCAGAGUGUAUCUAUAGAUGGAAAACCACAGGUCAGUUCUUUUAAGACAGCACUUGCAACUCAGAAAACCCAUUCCUGUGAGCAGUGUGUCUCAGUCUUGAAAACUAUUUUGCACCUGACUGAGUUCCAAGCAGCGUACCUUGAGCAGAAAGCAUUCUUCAGUGAUGUGUGUGUGAGAGGCUUCUGUUUCAGUGCCAACCUUCAGCAGCAACAGAAACCUGCCAGUGGAGAGAAGCAUCUGAAAGGAAAUAUAGACAUGGCCUCGUUUGCAACAAGGUGCAGGUACUAUGUACCAAGGGCACCUUUCACCCAUGUUGAUAUUGGGGAAGACCUCCCAGCCAUCUCCGGCCUUUUCCAGUACCGGGUCACUCCUAACAGUGAAGAGCCACACAGUGGUGGUAAGAGUGGGCAGGGCUUUCACAGCAGAAAAAGUCAUCCCCAGUUGAGUGAAUGUGAAAAAGCUGCCAGCCACAACCACAAAAUCGUUCAGUAUCAGGGUAUCUGCUCUGGAGAAGGUCUUUAUGAGUGUAGGAGAUGUGGAAAAGCAUUUGGACAAAUCUUUAAUCUCAUUCAACAUAGAAGAGUUCACACUGGAGAAAAGCCGUAUGAGUGCAGUGUUUGUGGAAAAUGCUUUAACCGCAACUUUUUCCUUCUUCGACAUCAGACUGUUCACACUGGAGAAAAGCCGUAUGAAUGCAGUGAUUGUGGGAAGUCCUUCAGCCAAAGGUCUAACCUCAUUCAACAUCAGAGAGUGCAUACUGGAGAAAGGCCCUAUGAGUGUACUAAGUGUGGAAAGUUCUUCAGCCAAAGCUCUACCCUCAUUCAACACCAGAAAAUUCAUACUGGAGAAAAGCCGUAUGAGUGCAGUGAUUGUGGGAAAUCUUUUAGACUUCGCUCUCACCUUAUUCAACACCGUCGAGUUCAUUCUGGUGAAAGGCCUUAUGACUGUGGUGAAUGUGGGAAAUCUUUUAGCGAUACCUCUAGCCUCAGUAGACACCAGAGAAUUCAUACUGGCGAAAAGCCACAUGAGUGUAGUGAUUGUGGGAAGUUCUUCACCCAAAGAUCUGCCCUCAUUCAACACCAGAUAAUUCAUACUGGAGAAAAGCCUUAUGAAUGUAAUGAAUGUGGGAAAUCCUUUAGAAAACGCUGUGAGCUUAUUCAACACCGUCCAGUUCAUUCUGGAGAAAAGCCUUAUGAGUGUGGUGAAUGUGGGAAGUUUUUUAGCAUUUAUUCCAGCCUCUUUAGACACCAGAGAAUUCACAGUGGAGAAAAGCCAUAUGAGUGUAGUGAAUGUGGGAAAUCCUUUGCACAACGCUCUUAUCUUGUUCAACACUGUCGAGUACAUUCUGGAGAAAAGCCUUAUGAGUGUGGUAAAUGUGGGAAAUACUUUAGCUAUACAUCUAACCUCAUUCAACACCAGAAAGUUCACAGUGGAGAAAAUCCUUAAAUUCAUUAUAUGUGUGGUGCAUGUGGGAAAACUUUCCGCCGCAAACGUACACUUGUUCAGCACCAGAGAGUCCACACUGGAGAAGGACUGUAUGAAUGCAGUGAGUGUGGGAAAACCUUCAGCUACAAGCACUCAUUUGUUCAGCACAAGACAAUCCACACUGGAGAAAAGCCUUUUGAGUGCAGUGAAUGUGGGAAGGCCUUCAGAUUCAAAUAUAAACUUGUUGAGCACCAACGUAUUCACACUGGAGAAAGGCCUUAUGAGUGCAGUGACUGUGGGAAGGCUUUUGGAUUUAAAUCCAGACUUGUUCGGCAUCAGAGAAUUCACACUGGGGCAAAGCCUUAUUCGUGUGCUGACUGUGGGAAACUCUUUAGAUACAGCUCUAGCUUAGUUCAGCACCGGAGGAUUCACACUGGAGAAAUGCCUUAUGAGUGUAGUGAAUGUCGGAAAUGCUUUAGACAAAACUCCAGCCUCAUUCAGCACCAGAAAUUUCACACUGGAGAAAGUCCUUAUGAGUGCAGUGAAUGUGGGAAAUCUUUUAAACACAGCUCCAGCCUCAUUCUACAUCGGAGAAUUCACACAGGAACAAGACUGUAUGAAUGCAAUGAAUGUGGGAAAUCUUUUAGCCAAAACUAUAGCUUCAUUCAACACCAUAAACUCCAUACUAGAGGAAGGAUUUAAGAGUGCACCCUCCAGGAGAAAGCCUUCAGCUUACAGUCCGCUCUGACCCCGCACCAGAAACUUUACCACCCAGAUACGUUUCAUGAAUUCAAUGUGAGAAUUCCACAGAUGACAAUGAAUGGUAUUAGACUUGGAGGGCCUCUGUGAGGGACCAUCUUCCUUGAGUUCCAAGAAUGUGAGUUUUCAGCAACUGCAUUUUAUAUUCUGACCUGCUCAGGACCCUUGCUAGAAUAAUGCCAAUUUCUGUGGAGAAGUCAUCUCACCUCUACCUCCUGGCAGGUUCCCACAGCAUGUAUCGGUCACCACAACGUGGUCAGAAAAGAAGGGCACAGUCUGACAACUGAUGGUGGCAUUUUACCUUCUUUGUGGCAUUGCUGGUCUUACGUGAUAUUUUUGAUGGACUUUCUACCCUUCCAAGACCAGCCUGGAAACUUUCUGCCUCACAUUGCCCUGGACUGUGCAAUAAGAAGUCUCAAUUGCUUAUGUAACCUUUAACCUUAAAACUUAUAUUUGCUGUGUGGGGUAGGUUGAAAACAGAAUUGAGCUCUGCCAAUGUGAAGAGGAGGACAGCUUUCUCGAGAUCUUCAGAGGGGACAGUAUGAUAUCAGAGAGUACCUCUUAGAACAGUUUUUGCCUAAUCUGUUAAGAUAAGAAUAAAUAUUUGGUGUUUGUCCCCAGUUCCUGGCACAGAGGUUCUAAAACCCUUGGAAUCCCCUGAGUGAGAAGAGGUGUCAAUAAAGAGCUUCAGGAAUGGCUCUCGCCCCCAGAUUAGAAGGUUAAAACUUUCAGCCCUACCCCUCAGUGGGGUGACACUGUGGAGGUGGAGACUGAACUUAGUCACCAGUGGCCGGUGAUGUAUUCAACCUUGCCUACUUAAUGACACCUUGAUAAAAACCUCUAAAUAAGAGGUGUUGUGCCCUGGCUGGUGUGGCUUAGUGGAUUGAGUGCCACCCUGCAAAUUUAAGGGUUGGCAGUUCAAUUCCCAGUCAGGGCACAUGCCUAGGGUGUAGGCCAGGUCCCUAGUAGGGGAUGUAUGAGGGGCAACCACACAUUGAUGUUUCUCUCCCUCUCUUUCUCCUUCCUCCUCUCUUAAAUAAAAUUUUUAAAAAGAGUUUGAGGAGCAGCUGGGUUGGUGAACACAUCCAACCAAGAGAGGGGUAUACCCUGACCCCACUGGGAUAGAGGCUCUUGCACUUGGGGAUUUUCCAAACCUCACCCUAUGUGUCUCCUUCUAGCUGUUGACUGUGUCCUUUAUAAGAAACUAAUCAUAAGUAUAGGAUUUUCCUGAAUUCUAUAAUUCUAGCACAUUACUGCACUUCUGUGGCAGGGGCAGGUGGUGGCUUCUGGGAAUUCCAGAUUUGUAUUUGGCCUGGAAGAAGUGCAGGUCACCGAGGGACCCCAUUUAUACCUGGCACCUGACGUGGAAGUAAUCUUGCGGAACUGAGACCUUUAUGUGUGGGAUCUGUGCUAACUCCACAAUAGUGUCAGAAUUGAAUUGAAUUAAACGGACUUGUAGGAAAAUUGUGAAUUGUGGGAAUGACAUAUUUGGUGUCAUGAAAAGCCACACACUACUUGGGGUGGUGAACACAAUACAAUAUAAAGAUGAUGUAUUACAGAAUUGUAUGCCUGAAACCUGUGUAAUUUUAUUAACCAAUGUCACCCCAAUAGAUUGAAUAAAGGAAAAAGCAAGAAAGAAAAGCCAUGUACUGCACCAGGCCUUCUGGAAAAGACUGCAGGCAUUUGUGAUUUGCCAGGACUUUUUGUAGGCCCAAGGAUCUGAGGAGGGUGCAGUUGUGACAACCUACAGUAAUUUCUGUCAGUUACAGUGAGAGAAAUCAAUAGCGCUUGAAUUGUCCAGCAUGAAAUUAUUAAAGCCUGAUUAUCUAAAAUGAAUCAGUAAUAUAAAAAGUGCUUAAAUCUUUGGCUCUGAAAUUAUUGUGAAAUACCUGAAUGUUAAAGCCAGUUUUUAAAAAAAAUUUUGUAUCAGUAAUUACCAUUAAACAUGGGUUUAAUCCCUGACUUACUGAUAAUGGCUCAGUGGGUUGAGCAACGUUCUGUGAACUGAAAGUUUGCAGGUUUGAUUCCUGAUCAGAGCACAUGCCUCGGUCAUAGGCCAGGACCCCCGAUUAGCAUGUGAAAGACAACCAAUUGAUGUUUCUCCCUCUCUCUAAAAAUAAUUUUUUUUUAAAGAAAAAACUGGGAGCCCUGGCUGGUGUGACUCAGUGGAUUGAUCAUGGAGCUGCAAACUGAAGGGUCACCAGUUCAACAUUCAGUUGGGGGGCAUGCCUGGGUUUCAGGCCAGGUCCCCUGAUGGGGACAUGUGGGAGGCAACUGAUACAUGUUUCUUUCAACACAUUGAUGUUUCUCUCCUCUCUCCCUUCCCUCCUAACAAAUAAAGAACAUUUGUAAAAAACA
This is a messenger RNA of Artibeus jamaicensis (Jamaican fruit-eating bat), 4788 nucleotides long. Its product is annotated as zinc finger protein 551-like. Lineage: Eukaryota; Metazoa; Chordata; Mammalia; Chiroptera; Phyllostomidae. The record is from RefSeq and is a predicted model, not a curated record. The transcript has 4 exons. Gene Ontology annotation, biological process: regulation of DNA-templated transcription.